AUGAGCGACUGGAUCUCCGUAACGAAUACGCCGAAGAGGAAGGACCAGGCCGAGGAGGCAGACCAGCAAGCGCCGCUCUCCAAAGCGCAGCAGAAGAACAAGAAGCGCGCGGAGAAGCGGCGCGAGCGCGUCGAGGUGCUCAAGGGCCUGGCCUGGAACGAGGACGACGAGGCGCUCGCCGCCGCCGCGCAGCACGAGCUGCUCCAGCGGACGAAGCCGCCGGACGCCAGGGGCCUCGCGCCGCGGCGCGAGCGGCGGUCGAACAGCAGCGGGAACCUCGCCGACGAGGACGACGACGACGAGGCCCCGCCUGUCGCCGAGGUCGAGGUGGACGUCGCGGAGCUGCACAAAAACCUCCGGAAGGCGACGAAAGCCUUGCGGCGGGCGGACGACGCGGCCGCCAAGGUCGCGGCGGGCAACGCGGACAAGGACCUCGUCGCCAAGGCCGGGCGGCGCGCCGCCCUGGAGGCGGACGAGAAGGCGGCGCGGCGGGCGGUCGAGGACGCGGACGCGAAACGCGCGGCGCGCGACGCGGCGCGGCGCGCGGAGCUCUCGCUCCUGUCGCGGCGGCGCGCGGAGACGGGCGCGAAGAUGCUCGCCGUCGCCUUCGACGACAGGUUCGCCUGCCCCAUCUGCACGGAGGUGCUCGAGGCCGCCGUCGACACGGGCGGCGCGUGCGGCCACGUCUUCUGUCGGGGGUGCCUCGAGGACCACGUCGCCAAGGCCGCGGGCCCGGCGGACUGCGUCUGCCCGAUGUGCCGGGCGCCCCUCGUCGACGCCAAAACGGGCAGGGUCGAGGCCGCGGCCGCGGGCCUCGUCCGCGCGAACCUGAAGCACAAGCGCGCGACGUGCCACUGCGGCGCGACCGUGGCCCUCAGCGGCCUCCGCGAGCACCUCCGGUCCUGCGGGCCCGACGCGCACAUGUACCCGCCGCGCCGCAAGUUCGGCCACGUCUUCAAGCAGCCCGCCUUCGUCGACAGGAAGAAGGACGCGCCGCGCGCCUUCGCGGUGACGGCCGCGGAGGAGAACGCCAUGCUCCAGGCCGCCAUCGCCGCGUCCCUCGCCGAGUCGCGGCGUCGAUACGCGCUGCGCACCAUGACUGACUCGCCUUUACGCGAGAGCAAGACGUGGGAGCCGAACUCGAGCGAGCGCUGGAGCGACUCGACGCCCACGCUCCCGUCCCCGCUGCGCCGCGUCAACUCGCAGUCCAUGGACGGCGACGCGAGCCUCGACGCCCACACCCUGGGCCAGUUCGGCGUGCUGCGCGCGGGCUACCUCCACACGGGCGCGAGCCGCUGGGAGCGCACGGACGCGGCGCUCGGCGGCUCGCAGAAGCUGCGGUUCGUCGUGCUCACGCGCCAGGCCGUGACGUGGUUCAAGCGGUCGGCGACGGACGUGCUCUUCGGCGACGAGCGCGGGACGCUGCCCCUGGGCGAGAUCGCGCGCGUCGCCGCGGGCGACGCGGACCCGCGGCGCGUCGAGCUCUACGGCCACCGGGGCGAGCUCCGGCGCUGGUUCUUAUGCAAGGCCGGCGACGACACGUCCGAGGCCUGGCGCGGUGCCAUCGAGGCCGCGCGGCGCGACGCCGUCGAGGGCGCCGUGGACUUCCGCGGGCCCGCGCCGUCGCCGUCGCACCGCGCGGCGUCGCCGACCGUCGUCUCGCUUGUGAAGUCCGUCGCCGGCGGCGAUGCGAACCUCAUCAGCCGCCGCGUCCAGGAAAACGAGGAGAUCCGCGUCGGCGAGGUGAAAACGGACGAGACGCUGACGCUCGUCUGCGGCGACGGCGACCUCGACAUCGACCCGGCCGUGCUCGCGGAGGCGCUCGACGUCGGCGAGGCGUUCGUCGAGGCGCUGCUGGGCCCCGCGGCCAAGCCCGUGCGCGUCAAGGUGCGCGCCGACGAGGACGACGACGACGACGCGGUCGUGGCGUCGGCGGCGUCCCCGACGGCACCCGCGCCGCCGCCGCCGCGGCGCGACUUCGCGGCCGCGCUCGCGGUUGUGGUCGCCUUACUCGGGGCGCUCUGGGCCGCCUUCGACGCCCUCGUGCGCUUCGACGUCGACGGCACGCGGCGCCGGGGCCCCGAUGCCCUGGCGCGCUGCGCGGCGGCCCUCGCCGGCGCCGCGGCGGGCCCCGCGGCCGCGCGCGACGCGCGCGACGUCUUCGCGUUCGCCGUGUUGUUGGUCGCCGUCGCGCCCGCGGUCCGCGCCCAGGCCCGGCGCCUGCGGGCCGCGGCGCGCGCCCUCGGCGACGACGGCGACGGGACCCUGGCGCGCCACGACACGCCGCGCGCGCGGCGCCUCUCCGUGACGCUCGUCUCGGACGACGCCGGCAAGCCCGGCCCCGCCAAGCCCAAGCCCCGCGCGGCGCCGCGCAAGGUCGACCCGGGCGACGCCCGGGCCGUGCGCGACGCGUCGGCGCGCACGGGCGCGCCGGGCAAGUUCAUCGUCGGCACGGGCGGCGACGUCCGCGAGGCGUCGCGGCGCUGGGCGGAGACGUCGCGGUGGCGGAGGGAGCGCGACGUCGACGCGGUCAUGGGCGAGGCCCACCCCAAGUUCGCCGCCAUCAAGCGCCACUACCCCCACUACUGGUGCGGCCGGGGCCGCCGGGGCGAGCUCAUCUACGUCGAGCGCGUCGGCCACGUCGACGCCGCGGGCUUGAAGCGCGACGGCGUGACCAUCGACCACCUCGUGCGCCACUACAUCCUGCUCCACGAGUUCACCUGGUCCGUCCUCGCGCCGGCGCCCGACGGGCCGACGUCCUACCAGUGCGUCGUCCUCGACGUCGACGGCGUCCAGCUCAGCCAGUGCCGCGGCAUCCGCUUCGACUACGUGCGCCGCUGCGCGGCCAUAGCCAAGGAGCACUACCCGGAGCGCUGCUCCCGCAUGGUCAUCGCGAACGCGCCCCAGUGGUUCUCCGUCGUCUGGAAGAUGGUGAGCCCCCUCGUGGACCCGAACACGAAGAAGAAGAUCCGCAUCACGCGGCCGGGCCUCGAGACGCUCGCCGCGCUCCGCGAGGUCGCCGACGACGACCAGAUCCCCGAGAUCUACGGCGGCAAGCUCCGCGACGCCCACGCCAGCGACCUCGAGCGCCAGCUCCUGGCGAAGCUCGGGAAGGCCUAA
This is a messenger RNA of Aureococcus anophagefferens, 3120 nucleotides long. RefSeq lists its product as hypothetical. The record is from RefSeq and is a predicted model, not a curated record. The transcript is spliced from 2 exons. Lineage: Eukaryota; Pelagophyceae; Pelagomonadales; Pelagomonadaceae. Bases 1 to 3120 code for a protein of 1039 amino acids.